Molecule: messenger RNA, 4210 nt
Organism: Poeciliopsis prolifica (blackstripe livebearer)
Lineage: Eukaryota; Metazoa; Chordata; Actinopteri; Cyprinodontiformes; Poeciliidae
Exons: 9
Coding region: 207-3668 (1153 amino acids)
Source: RefSeq, a predicted model, not a curated record
CUUUUGCUCUUCAGAACAGUUUAUGGCAGACUUAUUUUGACCAAACCUUUUUCCACCAAAGAAGGUUAAUGUCGUCUACGCGUUGUCACAGCAAGCUAUUUUGGAGCUCCCUUUGUUUAUGUUUUUGAUAAAAACAGCUAUUCGGUUGUGUCGCAGAUGACGGUUUUCCAACAGAAGAGCCUCUAUAAACCGUGAAAGGCAAUACGAUGGAUCCACGUGACAGUGCCUGGAGUUUUCCUACUCAAAGGCUGCCGGUCCGUCUGGAGCCAGAUCAACAGAGGCUUGUCAACAUUAACAGGACAGAGAGAGUCCCAGGGUUUACCGAUCAUUGGCAAGCACGCCCUACGUACACUGCUGUCCAGCCUCACAGAGGUGGUGUAGCCUGGAAGGAACCCAGUUCCCCAUCUCUGAACUCCACAGACCCAGAUGGAAACCCAUUCAACUCAGAGGAUGAGGAAGAUGCUGAGUUGGCGAGAAAGAAGCGACAGCUUCAGGAGCUACAUGAGCAGAUUAUGCACAAGAAAACCACCAUUGCCAUCAAAGCAAUUGAGAUGAUGGUGAAGAAUCCAGAUUCUCCUGAUGACCAGGAGUUUGUAACUUACAAUCCCGAAUCGCUUCGAGACAGAGUGACAGAGAUAUUGCAGCAACGUUCAUUCAGCUUUUUCUCCAAGGUUAAGUUACGUUUACUAAAAGCAAAAGCCGCUGCUUCGAGUAAAGAUGAAGUGAAGCAGCAGCACCAUCCGCUGAAGCUAAGAGUGAAGGCAUUAAAGGCACACAGACUCAGGGACCCCGGCGUUUUACCACCCAACAGAGAGAAGAUCCUUGAUGUUCCUCCACCUCUCACCACCCAGGCUGUUGCUUCACCUGCUAAAGAGGAAAGCAACGCUGCUAAGGGCUUUGAACGCUUCCUCAGUGUGCUCAACAGAGGAACUGAUCUCAACCUGAAAAACAUGCUUUCAGAUGAGCCUCUGCCUCCUCCUGACCACAUAAUUUCUUCGCCCGAAAAGCAGCAGCAGGAGGAGAGCACCACCAACAAGGGAUACGAGCACUUACUGACUGCUCUCAAGACAGCAGCAGCAGCAGUCCCCAACAUGACAAAAACAGCUCCUGAUGUCCCUCUGCCGCCUCCUGGCCGCAGCAUUGCUUCCCCUGAAAUGCAGGAGGGCACCACAAGCAAGGGAUAUGAGCGCUUACUCAGCGUUCUCAACAAAGGAGCUGCUCCCAACUUGAACACCACGAUCCCUGAUGUUUCGGUAAAUCCUCCCAGCCUUAGUGACCCUCAUAGAGCAAAGAAGGAGAGCAGUACCAAGAAGAGUCCGGAGGGCGAGAGCAGAGCCAGUCGAGGCACUGAGCAAACAGGGCGACAUUCUGAGAGUAAGAGCAAAGCCGACAGACUUUCAGAUCACGAGAAAAGUGAAAACAAACAUUCUGAUCACGAGAAAAGUGUCAACGAGCGUUCUGACCGCAAGACCAGUCCAAAAAGAGGCAAUGAGGGCAAAACCGGUGACAGCAGGGCUUCUGAUCACAAGAAAAGUGUCGACAGAGACUCUGACCUUGAGAGUACCAUCAGCCAAUGUUCUGAAGUCAAGAGAAGAAAUUCUGAUUGUAAAGACAGAGCUGAAGUCAGAGCGAACAACCUUCACAGAUCUUCUGUUAAGAGCACUGUCCACAGAGUUUGUGAGAAUGAGAGCAGUGAGAACCAAGGCUCUGGGAUUGAAAACAUUCACAAUAGAAGUUCUGAAACCAAGACGAGUGUUAGCAAGGGCAGCGUUGAUCAGCUCCUUGAAGGCAAGGGCAGCUUGAAAAGAAAUGUUGAGUCCGAUGACGGUGCUAACAGAGGUUGUGGGCACAAGAACAGUGGCGACCGAGCUACUGAGUCAGAGAGCGGUGUCAGUAAAACUCUUAAAAGUGAGGGGGAGAAGAACAUAGGUCUCAAAAGCAAGGGCAGCGAUAACAAGGGUUUUGAGCGCUUUGUGAGUCUACUGAACAGUGGAGUGGACAUCACCAAGCUCAGUAAGAUGAUCAAAGAUGAGGUAGAUGAUCUUCCAAAAACCUCUCCCUCUGGCUUGAAAAAGGCCCCCAAGAGUGAAAACCAGAGGUCCGAUACUGGAUUCUCACUGCCAGGCUGCAGUGGGAUCAGCAGCGUAAAAUUAAAAACUGUCAAUCAAGAGACGCCCUCACUUGAAGACGUUGAGGUAAAGAAAGUUAAAAAAAGGAGACAUUUGGACUCCAGUAGCCAACAAGAGCCUGCCCUGGAAGUGAAAAAGAAGAAGGAAGAAGAAACGGAAACCUCACAAAUAAAUGAAAAGCAUAAACAAGUGCAGAGCAUUCUUAAAACGUUGGGUUUGAAUCUGGACAUGGAGGAAUUGACCAAACUAACCGAUCGCACUCAAGAGAGGCUUUAUGGAAGGAAGAAUGAAGAUAGAGAGACGAGCGAAAGCAGGAUGGAACAGGAAAGUCGACCUUCGCUCGCCCAUAAAAAACACAGCAGGUCCCGCUCCUCCUCUUCGUCGUCCUCUUUGUACUCUUCCUCCACCUCCUCCUCCUCCUCCUCAACUUUCUCUGGAUAUGCCACUAGAAGCCGUAGUCGGAGUCCUCGGGGCCGCCGGCCACGGCGCUCUCGCAGCAGAGAUGCACGUAGACGUUCUAGUGACAGAAGUAGAGAUGGAGGGAAGAGGCACAGCAGGACUGAAGCCAGUAAGGACGCCCAGAGGCCCAGCUACAGAAACCAACAACAUCCUUUUCAUUCUCCUUAUGGUGCUCCUUCUGCAUAUACCGAUUACAGUUUGUAUCAAUAUGCCCAGUACAUGAACUACUACAAUGCCUACAACAGCGCUCUAAACUCCAAUUGGGUGUUUGAUCCAAAUCAGAGUAAUGUGCCACCGUCCCGUUCACAGUGGCACUCAGUGUUAGCAGAUAUGAGGCUUCCCAACCAACCUGGACAGAUCUCCCUUCAUGACUUCAUGCUGUUCAGGAAUCCAGACUUGUCUGGGAGUGAAGGUCAGAGCAACGAACCCUCUGGUUCUCGUUGCCUCACAGUCAUUAAUACUAUGCCACCUUCUGCAAGCAGCGCGACGGGAUGUCAAUGGUUAACAAAUCUGGAGAGAAGUCAGUUGGGGUCGAAAAGAAAGACUCGAAAAAAAAAAAGGAGAAAACAGUCGGAAAGUUCAACUAAAGAUUUUUCACAGAAGAGGACCGUAGAAAAGUCUGCUGAGAAAAAACCUGCAGAGACAUUGACUGCAGAGACAAAAGCCUCAGGAACAGUUUCUGUGGAGAAAAACCCCCCAGAGACGGUUGCUACAAAAGAAAAAAUUGCAAAGACGGUUGCUACGGAGAAAAAGGUUGCAGAGACGGUUGCUACGGAGAAAAAGGUUGCAGAGACGGUCGCUAUGGAGAAAAAGGUUGCAGAGACGGUCGCUAUGGAGAAAAGUGUUGCAGGGAAGAAAAGCAUCAACUCGAAGAGCUUAAACUCCACGCCAUCACAGGGCAAGACUCCUGGUGAUACAGCCAAGGUAAAGGAAGAGAAGAAACAUCACCUUACAGAGGAGGAAAUAAAGGCUAACCUGAGGGAAAAGCUUCUGGAGUUUAACCGGAAAGCGAGGCUGCUGACACAACCCAGCUCCGCCAUCAAGCCAUCAGCAGAAUCCCUGGACUCUGAGCUCCUUUAAUAGAUCUGUAGAAACUCUGACGUCCCCUGUGGAUCGGUGACCUUCAUUUCAGUUUUAUAUAAACAUUUUGCUACUCCCUGUUCGAGCUGAAUCCUUCCCCAAAUGGCACAUAUAAAUGAAAUCUUCCUCAGAAGAAUUUACUUUCUUAACUUGUUCCUAGUUUAUGUGAAGGUUUUUACUUUUGUCACCACUAAUUAUGUUAUGUUCUAACAUUGAUUUGCUGGUUCUGUUAUGGUUAAACUUAUUUUGUUGUCAGUCUUUUAGUUUGUCCGAUUUCUCUAGUAAAAUGUUUAAAUACCGUUUAAAUGAUUGUGGAUGUUUGAUUUAUUUUGUUAUACUGAAUUUUGAGGUGCUACUCCUGAAAGUCUUCACUAAUUUAGUGUAAAACUCAGAGGAAGAAGUUGAUCUGUGGAGCCUGUCUGUACAGCCGGACAAUAUGCUGAAUGUUUUGAAAAGGAGAAACUUGUAUGACUUGCUCUUGACUUUGGAUGUAAAAAAUUAGCAAUGAACAGAACAACUUAUUAAAUAUGUAGGAAAUGAAA